Molecule: messenger RNA, 1296 nt
Organism: Gastrolobium bilobum
Lineage: Eukaryota; Viridiplantae; Streptophyta; Magnoliopsida; Fabales; Fabaceae
Product: V-type proton ATPase catalytic subunit A-like
Exons: 8
Coding region: 12-944 (310 amino acids)
Biological process (GO): proton transmembrane transport; ATP metabolic process
Cellular component (GO): plant-type vacuole
Molecular function (GO): ATP binding; proton-transporting ATPase activity, rotational mechanism
Source: RefSeq, a predicted model, not a curated record
AGACUGGUUUCAUGAAUGUAUAUGUAUACUUAUUUGUGUAUUUUGCAGUUGGUCAAACCAAUUUAAUGUUUAUUCAGGUUCUGAUGGACUUUCCACAACUUACAAUGACAUUGCCUGAUGGUCGUGAAGAAUCUGCCAUGAAGCGUACAACACUAGUGGCUAACACUUCAAAUAUGCCAGUGGCUGCUCGUGAAGCUUCAAUUUAUACAGGUAUCACUUUAGCUGAGUAUUUUAGAGACAUGGGUUACAAUGUCAGCAUGAUGGCAGAUUCAACAUCUAGAUGGGCUGAAGCAUUGCGUGAAAUCUCUGGACGGCAGGCAGAAAUGCCUGCAGAUAGUGGAUAUCCUGCGUACCUUGCUGCACGUUUAGCCUCUUUCUAUGAACGUGCUGGGAAAGUUAAAUGUCUUGGAGGUCCUGAACGUACUGGUAGUGUCACAAUUGUUGGUGCUGUUUCUCCUCCUGGAGGAGACUUUUCAGAUCCUGUGACGUCUGCAACCCUCAGCAUAGUUCAGGUUUUCUGGGGUUUGGACAAAAAGCUUGCUCAGAGGAAGCAUUUUCCUUCUGUGAACUGGCUUAUUUCUUAUUCAAAGUACUCAACGGCAUUGGAAUCCUUUUACGAGCAAUUUGAUCCAGACUUUAUAAACAUUAGGACAAAGGCUCGUGAAGUGCUGCAAAGAGAAGAUGACCUGAAUGAAAUUGUCCAGCUUGUAGGUAAGGAUGCCUUAGCUGAAGGAGACAAGAUCACCUUAGAAACUGCAAAGCUUCUGAGAGAGGAUUAUCUUGCACAAAAUGCUUUCUCCCCAUAUGACAAAUUCUGUCCCUUCUACAAGUCUGUUUGGAUGAUGCGCAACAUUAUCCAUUUUUACAAUUUGGCAAAUCAGGCAGUAGAGAGGGGAGCUGGUACAGAUGGUCAGAAGAUAACUUACAGCCUCAUCAAGAGUUAAGCUGGCAGCAUAACAGGCAUAAUUCGCCACACACCCCAGCGAAUUACUGUCAGCUUGACACGUGUCAUUUUUGCUGACUUUGCAGUCUGACACUGCAUAUUUCACUACACUGUGUAGCGAAUUAUGCCGCGUGACAUUUCGGCAAUUUUUACUGUUCCUGUGGCAGUCUAAUAAAUAAUUUGGUGAAGCGUGGCAAAAUGGUCACUGUCCCUAGUUAUUAUAUGUUUCUUGAGAAUAAGAGAUAAAGUAUGAUAUUUCAGUAUGUAUCUGAGCGAAUAAGUUUAUUGUAGAAAUUGAAAUUCCUUUGGGCAUGCGGAUUCUUGGAUGAACCUUAACGAGAUCGUGAUCUAUU